Echinococcus granulosus is the source of this 564-nucleotide messenger RNA. RefSeq names its product Guanine nucleotide-binding protein subunit alpha-13. The transcript has 2 exons. Lineage: Eukaryota; Metazoa; Platyhelminthes; Cestoda; Cyclophyllidea; Taeniidae. The record is from RefSeq and is a predicted model, not a curated record. Bases 1 to 564 code for a protein of 187 amino acids. Gene Ontology annotation, molecular function: GTPase activity; G protein-coupled receptor binding; guanyl nucleotide binding. Gene Ontology annotation, biological process: adenylate cyclase-modulating G protein-coupled receptor signaling pathway. Gene Ontology annotation, cellular component: heterotrimeric G-protein complex.
AUGUUAAGACCUAAUUUUACUUUGAAUUGUUGCAAAAUAUUGGAUUUCUACGGUAGCGUACAUGCUGAAGAAGAAUCAGAUAGAAUUGACAAACGCAUCAGAAAAAGGAACAAAAAAGUUUUGAAGCCUUUAGUGCAAAAGAUUCUUCUUCUCGGUACCGGUGAAAGUGGAAAAAGCACUUUCCUUAAGCAGAUGCGUAUUAUCACUGGGAAGUCCUUUACAAAUUUUGAAUUGGAAACAUUCAAGUCGGUUAUCUAUGACAAUAUCUACAAAGGUGUAUUGUACCUACUUCAACUUAAGGAACAAUUCAAACUAAUAGACUUUUUUUUCAAUUUAGCCGAAUGCAGUACUUCAUUAACAAAAACAAAAAAAAGUAAUUAUAUGCUAUCGGUCCUUGUAUCUAAGGUGUACAUGAAUCCUUCGGAGCUAUUUGCGACUAAACUGCUGCUUCCACCAACGAAUCAGUUUACCAGUAAAGAUGACAUCCUUCCUCUUUCGAAUAUUUCAAGCCUUGGCAAAGGAGAUGAAAUUUAUUUUCCGUCCUCACUUUCUUCAGCACCGUAG